This is a messenger RNA of Sporothrix brasiliensis 5110, 2733 nucleotides long. Its product is annotated as GTPase-activating protein GYP7. The transcript has 3 exons. NCBI's taxonomy places the organism in Eukaryota, Fungi, Ascomycota, Sordariomycetes, Ophiostomatales, Ophiostomataceae. The record is from RefSeq and is a predicted model, not a curated record. Gene Ontology annotation, biological process: activation of GTPase activity. The coding region runs from base 1 to 2733 and encodes 910 amino acids. Gene Ontology annotation, molecular function: GTPase activator activity.
AUGACCCAGAUCCCAGCACCAGGCGGCGACGCACCAGCGCCGCAGUCGUCCUCGACGUCACAGCCAACCGCCCAACCGGCAUCGGCGACAACAAUAACGGCCCGCCGCCGGAGUGCCUCGCCCGAGGGCAGCUACUAUGCCAUGAGCGACGACGAAGAGGGCGGUUACAACACCGUGACGCACACGGAGACAGGCCGUGGCGUGAAGCUGCUCUACUCCAAGAGCAAGGUCUACAUCCACCCUACACCCUCUGCAAAAGACAACAUCAGUGGCUUUAUUGCCCUGCUGCAGCAGAAGCCCGCUCGCCGCGACAGCCAUGCCGACCGCCCGACAUCGUCUUCCUCGCUCAACUCUGCCUCCCUCGACCCGUCUUCGUCCGACCUCCUGCUCGCAUGGCUGCCCGAGUCGUCCCUUGGUGACGCUGCCAGUGUCUACGUCAAAGUCGAUCUCAACGACGAGGGCGACUCGCCGCCCCGCCAGACCUACCUCGUUCCUCCGCCGCCGACCAUUACCACCCACCAGGGCUCCGUCGGCCACUAUGCCUUUGCCAUACCCGUCAGUGCCAUCUACUCGCUGCUCGUGCGGCCGCCCAGCCUGGGCUGGUGGUUUGGGUCCGUGAUUAUCAACACCCGUGCUGGUGACAGCUUCCCGGCACUCUUCUUCCACGACAGCGAGUGCAUGUCGACGAUGCUGCAGAAAAAGAAGCGGGCCCGCGAGACGUUCGAUCCCUUUGGUGCGGACGGCGGCAUGUUCUGGGGCGGCGACGAGGUCCUCCGCUGGCUGCGCCGCUACGUCCACAUCGAGCGCAGCGGCGCCGAGCCCAACAUUUAUCUCGUCGAGCCCACCAAGGAAGACAGCGACGCGUUCAGCGGCAAGCUCACCACGAGCUCCGUCUCGGCCAUUGGCAAGCGAGACAGCAUGACGGCCGGCGACCGGCGGACCUCGGGCCAGGCACCGGGGGCCGGGGGCCCGUCCAGCCGACGCCAGCCGACCGGCGGUGGUGGCUCUCGUGACGCCGGCAUGGAUCCUUUCAUGAAGUUUGUCAAGGAGACGGGCUGGAACAUUAUGGAAAAGUUCAGCAAGGUCACGACGUUCACACGCAACGCCGCCCAGAACGUGCUCGACGACCCCCGCGUCCCGCCGCAGAUGCGCCGCCUGCUGCGCAACCCCGAGGUGCAGACCAUCCAGGAGGAGUUUGACAGCGCCCGCAUUUACCUUGCGCGCUGGGCCAUGGGCAUGGCGGAGCAGAGCGAUCGCGACCGCAACCAGCGCAUCUGGACGGCCCACGACAUUAUGGAGCUCGAGGACACCGACGUCGGCGAGUUUGAGCUUGUCGACAGCGCCACCGGUCUCUCCCUCGAAGAGCGCCGCAAGCCCGUGACGCUCAAGGAGUGGAACUCGUUCUUCGACGCCCGGACCGGCCGCCUGUCGGUGACGACCGACGAGGUCAAGGAGCGCAUCUUCCACGGCGGCCUGCACGCCGAGGACGGUGUCCGAAAGGAGGCCUGGCUCUUUUUGCUCGGUGUACACGAGUGGUACAGCACGGCCGACGAGCGCAAAGCCCGGACCGCGUCACUGCGCGAUCAGUACAUUAAGCUCAAGGGCCAGUGGUGGGACCGUCUCGUCGACCUGGGCGGCCAGGGCGAGGAGGGCGAGUGGUGGCGCGAGCAGCGCGGGAGAAUCGAAAAAGACGUCCACCGCACAGACCGCAACGUAGUCAUUUUUGCCGGCGAAAACAUCCCGCACCCCGACCCGGACUCGCCGUUUGCAGAGGUCGGCACCAACGUGCAUAUGGAGCAGCUCAAGGACCUGCUCCUGACGUACAAUGAGUACAACCGCGAGCUGGGCUACGUGCAAGGCAUGUCCGAUCUGCUGGCGCCCAUCUACGCCGUCGUGCAGGACGACGCCCUCGCGUUUUGGGCCUUUCAGCAUUUCAUGGAGCGCAUGGAGCGCAACUUCUUGCGCGACCAGUCGGGCAUGCGCGCCCAGCUGCUGGCGCUCGACCACCUCUUGCAGUUUAUGGAUCCAAAGCUGUACGACCACCUGCGCAAGGCGGACAGCACCAACUUCUUCUUCUUCUUCCGCAUGCUGCUGGUCUGGUACAAGCGCGAGUUUGACUGGCUCGAUGUGCUGCGGCUGUGGGAGGGCCUGUGGACCGACUACCUGAGCAGCAGCUUCCACCUGUUCAUCGCGCUCGCCAUCCUCGAGAAGCACCGCGACGUCAUCAUGAUGCACCUCGAGCAGUUUGACGAGGUGCUCAAGUACGUCAACGAGCUGUCGGGCACCAUCGAUCUCGAGUCGACGCUCAUCCGCGCCGAGGCGCUGUUCCGGCGGUUCCAGCGGCUCGUCGAGGCCGUCGACAAGCAGAACAAUUUCCCGGCACCUCGCCUCAAGACGGACCACUCGUCGGCCUCUGCAGCGUCUGCAGCAUCAACGGCGUCGUCCAAUGCCACGAUUAAGCCGGCCGGUUCAAGCAGCGGCGGCGGCGCCGAGAUGAAUUCCAUGCCGGGCAACGACCAGCCGUCGUCGUCAUCGAGUCCCUCGGCGGCUGCCGCUGGCAAGGCACCGGAGGCACGCAACAGCACUGCGCCCAGAGCUGUCGCUGCACCGGCCAAAGCGGCGCAGCGGAUCAUCACGCCGGAACUUCGUGGCCUGUUGAGCCGCAACAUUUACGUGGUGCCCAAGAACCAGCCUGGCAGCGACAAGAUUCUCUGGGGCAACAUGAAGAAGUAG